AUGAACCAAAAUGUUUCUAACAACUCAACUUCGACCAACAACAACCCAUCUCCACCCAAUUCCCCUUCACACACACCGAAUGAAAUUAUUAUCGGUGAGGGUUUUGAAACAAUUGCAAAAACCUCUGAAGUGGUUUUGGCAGCUGAAUUGAACGCUGUCAAUGAUGAGACCAAUGAAAACGACAUUGGUGGCGCUAAUGAAGAUGGCGGGGCCCAAGGUGGGGUUCCUAGGUCUAUGUUUGUUGCUUUGAUUGGUGAUGGUUCGAAUACAUCUAUGGUCGAGCAAGUUGGUGGCGAUAAUCAUGUCCAACCUUUUAAGAAGAGAAAGUACAAACUAGUUAGAGACCCUCCUAUUGGAAUACCUACUUGUCCAGUAUGCAAGAAGGAGUUUGCAACAUGGAGAGCUGCAUUUGGGCAUAUGAACAAGCAUCCCGAUCGUCCUUACCGUGGAUUCUUUCCUCCUCCUACUUUUACCCCCACUGCAUCAGUGGCUGGGAUCCAUGUUGAGGACGAUUGUCAUCCUAAAGAGGUGGAUGAUGAAGGGGUGUUAGCGGUGGUUCGCGAACUUAUCGUUGACCUGAAUAGGUCUAGGUCUAUUGAAGUGCCAGCUAAGUCCUCCGCUGCUGGUGGCAGUGGGAGAAAUGAAGAAGUACCUGCCCUGGCACCUGAAUAUGAAGAGGGAAGAAGGAAAAAUGUGUUUGACUUGAAUGAGUUGCCUCCGAAUGAUGAUGAUGAUGAUGAUGACAAAACUGAAGAGAAAUGA
Trifolium pratense (red clover) is the source of this 762-nucleotide messenger RNA. RefSeq lists its product as uncharacterized. NCBI's taxonomy places the organism in Eukaryota, Viridiplantae, Streptophyta, Magnoliopsida, Fabales, Fabaceae. The transcript has 2 exons. The record is from RefSeq and is a predicted model, not a curated record. Bases 1 to 762 code for a protein of 253 amino acids.